Nicotiana attenuata is the source of this 2509-nucleotide messenger RNA. Its product is annotated as pentatricopeptide repeat-containing protein At2g13600-like. The record is from RefSeq and is a predicted model, not a curated record. Lineage: Eukaryota; Viridiplantae; Streptophyta; Magnoliopsida; Solanales; Solanaceae. Bases 271 to 2472 code for a protein of 733 amino acids. Gene Ontology annotation, molecular function: RNA binding; protein binding. The transcript has a single exon. Gene Ontology annotation, biological process: RNA modification.
AAUGGCUAUUUUGUCCAAAUAAACUUGAGUCAUUUUAUGGUUAGAAAAAGUAAAUUGAUUAUUGAACUACUACAAGUCUACAACUAUGCUAUAAGUUGAGCAUUAACCUUAUUUAUUAACUCCCAAAAACGACCAAAUUCAUGUGUCUGCAUGAGUUUUUACGGAGGAGAAACUGUAUCAUCUGACCAAAACUCGUAGAUUGCAACCAUCUUGAAAAUUUAUUUUUACAGUCGCCUCCGUUUGCUUUGACAGGAUAGUAAGAAUAAAGAGAUGAUUAUAAGCCCAUUAUUUACGGGUCCCUGGAAGCAUCACCGCUGGAAAGGGAGUCUGAGAUUUUUUUCGAACAUAUGCUACUAUAGAAAUAAUGCUCCGCCAUCGAAGUCCAACGUCGUUGUCUCCACUAACAAAGCCAUAACAGAGCAAAUGAAAGAGGGUUCAAUUGAACAAGCUCGAAAGUUGUUCGAUGAAAUGCCUGAGAGAACCGUUGUCUCAUGGAAUACCACGAUUUCUGGGUAUUCCGAAUGGGGAAAGUUCACCGAAGCGUUAAAGUUAGUUUCUUUGAUGCAUGGCAGCUAUAUGGAGCUAAAUGAAUCAACUUUUUCCUCAGUGCUAAGUGUUUGUGCUCGAUCACAGUCGCUCAGUCGUGGCAAGCAAGUCCAUGGGCUAGUCUUGAAAUCUGGAUAUCAAAGUUUUCGUUUUGUGGGUAGUGCUUUAUUGUAUCUUUACUCCACUUGUUGUGAAAUUGAAGAUGCGAGAAUGGUAUUUGAUGUGUUGCAUCAGGAGAAUGAGUUGUUAUGGAGCUUGAUGCUUGCGGGAUAUGUUCAAUGUAACCUGCUAACUGAUGCUUUUGAGAUUUUUAGGAAAAUGCCGACCCAUGAUGUUGUUGCUUGGACCACUUUGAUUUCUGGAUACUCAAAGGUGGAAGGUGGAUGUCACAAGGCUUUAGAGUUGUUUAGGUCAAUGAGAGAGGAUGAUAACGUGGUCCCGAAUGAAUUCACCUUGGACAGUGUUUUGAGGGCUUCCGGUAGAUUGGGAUCUUUAUGUGAGGGUAGAGCACUUCAUGGGUUGGUAGUGAAGCUUGGGUUUGAGUGGGAUAAUUCAGUUUCUGGUGCACUGGUUGAUUUUUAUUGUAAUUGUGAGGUUCUUGAUGAUGCUAUGUUGGUUUAUAGUGCACUAGUUAAUCCUUCCUUAAAUGAUUCAAACUUGCUGAUUGGAGGGCUAAUCAAGGCAGGCAGGAUUGGGGUAGCUCGAUCACUGUUUAACGGAUUAAUCAAGCGGGAUCCUGCUUCAUACAGUUUGAUGAUCAAAGGAUAUGCCAUGUCUGGCCUAGUGGAGGAGUCAAAACAGUUGUUUCUGGAGAUGCCGGAAAGAACUUUAAUUUCCCUUAAUACCAUGAUUACUGUGUACUCAAGGAAUGGUGGAAUCGAUAAAGCUGUAGAGCUUUUUGAAGAAGCCAAAGUAAAGGAAAAUUCUGUUACUUGGAAUUCUAUGAUUUCAGGAUAUACCCAAAAUGAUCAACAUGAGAGUGCGUUAAAGUUGUAUACGACCAUGAGAAGGUUAGCAAUUAGCCAAACUAGGUCAACAUUUGCUGUCCUGUUUCACGCUUGCUCCUGCCUUGGAUCACUUCAGCAAGGUAAAUUGAUUCACGCAGAUUUGAUUAAAACUCCAUUCGGAUUCAAUAAUUAUGUUGGAACAGCUCUUGUUGACAUGUACUCCAAAUGUGGGAGCCUUGGUGAUGCUCAAGCGUCGUUUCACAGCAUUGCUUUUCCUAAUGUAGCAGCAUGGACAGCUCUGAUUAAUGGGUAUGCACAUCAUGGGCUUGGCUCUGAGGCGCUUAAAUGUUUUCACCAAAUGUUAGACGAAGGAAUCGAUCCAAAUUCAGCAACUUUUGUGGGUGUCUUAUUGGCUUGUACUCGUGUAGGUUUAGUGGGGGAGGGCACGAGACUUUUCCACGUUAUGCAAGAACAAUAUGGUAUAACACCCACCCUGGAACACUACACGUGCUUGGUAGAUCUUCUUGGUAGAUCAGGCCAUCUACAUGAAGCUGAGAAGCUUGUUAACAGAAUGCAUAUUGAACCAGAUAGCAUUAUUUUUGUUGCACUGCUUAAUGCUUGUUGGUUCUGGAUGGAUGUGGAAAUUGGUGAGAGGGUGGCUGAGAAACUGUUCUCAUUGGAUCCCAAGUCUACAUCCGGCUGUGUUAUCAUGUCCAAUAUGUAUGCAGGAUUUGGCCGGUGGUUGCAGAAGAUGAGAGCGAGGAAAGUAUUGAGAAAUCUGCAGUAUAAGAAGGAUCCUGGAUAUAGUUGGAUUGAACUAAACAACAAGGUUCAAUUUUUUUAUGUAGAUGAUAGAACACAUCAUUUUUGUGAUAUAAUUUACUCGACUUUGGAAAACCUAACAGCAAAUGUGAACUCCGAAAUUAAUUUUGAUUGUACUUCUUCAAGAUUAUAUUGGGAAAGGGAGUUACUAUCUUAGUUAAUCCUCCUAAUUAUAUUGGUAUUGCAGAACAUCC